AUGGAGGCGGCCAGCGCAAGGGCGGCCGCCAGGGACCCGUGGGGAGGAUGGGGUGGCCACGCUCCCUCCCAGCUCCAGCGCUUCAUUCAGGCAGCGUGCAGUCCGGAGAAUUACGAGCCCAACCUCGCUCUGAAUCUCGAGAUCGCCGACCUCAUCAACUCGAAGAAGGGCUCUGCGCCCCGCGAGGCCGCUGUGGCCAUCGUCAACUACAUCAACCACCGCAACCCGAACGUCUCCCUGCUCGCCCUCAACCUGCUCGACAUAUGCGUCAAGAAUUGCGGAUACCCCUUUCAGCUACAGGUCAGCACCAAGGAGUUUCUCAAUGAACUCGUCCGCCGCUUUCCCGAGCGGCCGCCCAUCAGGUACAGCAGGGUGCAGAUGAAGAUCCUCGAGGCUAUAGAAGAAUGGCGCAGUACGAUCUGCGAGACCAGCAGGUACAAAGAGGAUCUAGGGUUCAUUCGGGAUAUGCAUAGACUGUUGAGCUACAAGGGCUACACGUUUCCCGAGGUCAGGAAAGAUGACGCGGCUGUCCUGAACCCUAGCGAUAACCUCAAAUCCGCCGAGGAGAUGGAGGAAGAAGAGCGUGAGGCCCAGUCGGCUAAAUUGCAGGAGCUGAUCCGACGCGGCGCACCAGAAGACCUACAAGAGGCAAACCGUCUCAUGAAGAUUAUGGCUGGUUAUGACACAAGAUCAAAGGUGGACUACCGCGCCAAGGCUGCCGAGGAGGUCUCCAAGAUCCAGGCCAAGGCAAAGCUGCUCGAGGAGAGGCUUGCUGAGUUCAAGCCAGGCGACACCAUGACAGAUGGUGACGUCUUCGAGGAGCUCGCUUCCUCGCUGCAGAAUGCCCAGCCCAAGAUUCAGAAGAUGUGUGAGGAGGAGUCCGACGAUCACGAGGCCGUGGCGAGACUAUUCGAGAUCAACGACAGCAUACACCGGACCGUUGAGAGGUACAAGCUGAUGAAGAAAGGGGACUUGGAAGGGGCUUCUAAGAUUGCCAAAGGCGAGCAUGUGGCUUCCUCGGCGGCAGUUAAGAGCGCCGCUCAGGAGCUCAACCUCAUCGACUUUGAUGGCGACGCAGCGGCGAACGGCUCGGGCAAUGCAAACGCUAGUACGAGUACAGCCCGUCAGGCUCAACCGGCUGGUGUCGAAGAUGAUCUACUCGGUCUGUCAAUCGGGGAAUCAGAAGGCGCCGGCAAUUUUGGCCAAACCGGUGGCAUCUCCCUUGGGUUUGGUAACAAUACCAACAUUCCUGGUCCAGCAUUGCUCUCUUCUAUGACCCAGGACAACAGCGCCAAGGGCUCUCUCUCCUCAUCAUCUACUCCGCCUCCAUUCUCGGCUUUCUCCGCCUUCAACUCAGGGCCAUCCACCUCGAAGAACAACACCCCACAGCCACCGAAUUAUCAACAGUCGGCAUUCAGUUCCCCAGCAGCACCAGCGGUCGACCCAUUCGCCGCACUUGCCGCGAACAAGCCUCCUCCUCCUCAACCGGCCACAGCGCAGGCCAACGAUGAUGAUGAGUGGAACUUCUCGUCUGCCCUCCCCGCCGAGACGACAUCUCUGCCCAAAGAGCAUAGGGUGGCGGUGAGCAACUCCAACCUGAAGAUCGAUCUUCUUGCCAACCGAACGACUGGCACAUCAAACAGCAUCAACCUGUUGUUCGCUUUCAGCAACAACACUGCACAGCCGAUAAGCGAGGUUCAUUUUCAGUUGGCCGUGACAAAGGGCUACGAAUCCCAGCUCAAACCCCAGACGGGGCGUUCGCUAGAGCCGAAACAGAGCCGUGGGAUAACCCAGUCCAUCGAGGUGUGGCACACUGGUGACAAGGGUAAGAAGGUCGAGUCCGUCAAGCUCAGGUGGAGGGUGGCUUAUAAAGUCGGAUCGGAGAUGAAGAGCGAAAUGGGCGAGAUCUCAGAAUUCAGUAUCGCGUAG
This is a messenger RNA of Cryphonectria parasitica EP155, 1929 nucleotides long. Its product is annotated as VHS-domain-containing protein. NCBI's taxonomy places the organism in Eukaryota, Fungi, Ascomycota, Sordariomycetes, Diaporthales, Cryphonectriaceae. Gene Ontology annotation, molecular function: ubiquitin binding; phosphatidylinositol binding. The record is from RefSeq and is a predicted model, not a curated record. Bases 1 to 1929 code for a protein of 642 amino acids. The transcript is spliced from 3 exons. Gene Ontology annotation, biological process: Golgi to vacuole transport; Golgi to endosome transport; protein transport to vacuole involved in ubiquitin-dependent protein catabolic process via the multivesicular body sorting pathway. Gene Ontology annotation, cellular component: trans-Golgi network.